Molecule: messenger RNA, 2825 nt
Organism: Tachyglossus aculeatus (Australian echidna)
Lineage: Eukaryota; Metazoa; Chordata; Mammalia; Monotremata; Tachyglossidae
Gene: TNIP1
Product: TNFAIP3 interacting protein 1
Exons: 18
Coding region: 170-2131 (653 amino acids)
Biological process (GO): cellular response to lipopolysaccharide; regulation of transcription by RNA polymerase II; negative regulation of canonical NF-kappaB signal transduction
Source: RefSeq, a predicted model, not a curated record
CCCGUCGGCAGGGGAGGAGGUGAAGCGGCCCGGCACGUUCCGUCCCUCCGCCGGAGGCCCUCAGACUGGUGCGGCGCCUCCUGUGCGGCCGAGCCACAGGCUUCGAUGUGCUGCAGCUGCUGCUGUCUACAGCCGGGUGGAGGCCCCAGCCAGUGAAUAAGCUGUUUCCAUGGAUGGAAGAGGACCUUAUCGGAUCUAUGACCCCGGUGGUGGUGGUGGGACUCCAGAGGAAGCAUCUGCAGCUUUCGAACGGCUGGUGGAGGAGAACACUCGGCUGAAGGAAAAGAUGCAGGGGAUAAGGACGUUAGGAGAACUGCUGGAGGAGUCCCAGAUGGAGGCGUCCAAGCUCCGGCAGAAAGUGGAGGACCUAGUGAAGGAUAAUGAGGUGCUGCAGGCAUCUCCCGCCUCUUCCUCCCCCUCCUCCUCCUUGGACAAACUGGCCGAACUGGCAGGAGGGGCUUCAGAUCCUGAACCUCAGUCUGCCAGCCCAAGCAACUUGAGGAAGGAGAAGCAGGCAGUGGGGCCAAAGGCUCCGUCCAGUGGCACCUCAUCAGAUUUUGAAAUUGUACAACCGGGGGAAAAGAUGUCUUCCCCAGAAAGCAACAGGAAGGACCUGCCUCCGCCACCAUCCCGGGAGGAUGGGAACCUACUGCUGCACCUGCAGCGUUUGGAGAGCACCUUGAGUAUCUGCGCGGAGGAGCCGGACCGCAGCCAGCUCUUCACCCACCUGGGCCGCAUGGCCCUCGAGUUCAACCGGCUGGCUUCUAAGGUGCACAAGAACGAGCAGAGGACGUCCAUCCUCCAGACCCUGUGCGAGCAGCUCCGCAAUGAGAACGAGGACCUGCGGGCAAAGCUGGAGAAGGACCUGGAGCAGAGGGACCAGGCCGCCGAGAAGCUCCGGUAUGAGAACCUGGAGCUUAAGAAACUGAUCAUGAGCAGCAGCAGCAGCAGCAAAGAGGAAGCAGCUGGGCUGCAGAACGGGCCCAGCGCCGAAGGCUCCGGCAACAAGGUGGUGGCUGGGCAGCAACAGCAGCAGCAGCAGGAGGCGGGAACAUCAGCAGGCAGACUCACUGAGGCGGGAGCUACGGUAGCGACAGAGAAGAAGGUGAAGAUCCUGGAGCACCAGUGGAACGAGCUGCUGGAGGUGAACAAGCAGUGGGACCAACAUUUUCGUUCCAUGAAGCAGCAGUACGAGCAGAAGAUCACCCAGCUGCGGCAGAAGCUUGCCGAUUCCCAGAAGCUGGUGACGGAGCUGGAGGCGGAGCGGGAGCAGAAGCAGCGUGACUUCGACCGCAAGCUUCUCCUGGCCAAGUCAAAGAUUGACAUGGAGGAGGCCGACAAAGAGCGACUGUCGACGGAAGUGAAGGAUCUGAGGCAGAAGACCAAGUACUUACAGGAGCAGCUGGCCCCCAUCACCUGGCAGCGGGAGUACCAGGAAAAGGAGAUUCAGCGCCUCAACAAGGCCCUGGAGGAGGCUUUGAACAUCCAGACUGCGGCAUCCUCACCCACUGCCUUUGGGGGUCCUGAGGGGCUCAGCGGGUUGCUGAGGAAGCAGGAGCUGCUCACCCAGAAUGAACUGCUGAAACAGCAGGUGAAGAUUUUUGAAGAAGACUUCCAGAGGGAGCGGAGUGACCGGGAGCGGAUGAACGAGGAAAAGGAAGAGCUGAAGCAGCAGCUGGAGAGGCUUCAGGCUCAGGUCUCCUUGUCUAAUGCCCAGCUGAAAGCCUUCAAAGAUGAGGAGAAGGCUAAGGAAAACCUGAAGCAGCAGAAGCGGAAGGUUAAGGCCUCUGGAGAGCGCUAUCUUGCGGAGCCCCUCCCGGAACCAGUAGAGCACAUGUGCGGCGCCUACCCCUAUCCGUACCAAGCUGUGCCCCCUCCUUUGCAUCACCACCACCACCACGGCUUUGAGGACUGGCUGCAGGUGCGAUACUCGUCUCCCCCUAUGACAGCGGACCACGUGCCCCCGCACCCCAACUCCCGGCUCUUCCACCUUCCAGAAUACGCUUGGCGCCCACCUUGUGGGGUGAUGCGGAACCAGGGCUCCCCAGUGGUGGAUGCUGCCGCCGUCCCCCUGCCACCGGAACCCGAACCAGCCGAUCAUGGAUUACCGAAAAACCAGAGGCCGAUUUAACCGGAAGCCGACCCAACUUCAGGCGAGAAGCUGGAGAUCCGGGGGCCGGAGGCGGUGUGUCCCUGCUCCCGUCCCUCCUCCCCCGCAGACAUAGCGUGUGCUCUGCUAGCGUGCUGCAGGUGUGAGACCUAUGGCCGGGUCUCCCCUGACCCGGGUCUGGGGGCCGAGCCACAGAGACGGGGCCUCUGACCCGAUCCUCCUCGCUUCCUUCGCUGAAAUCCUCGGAUGGAUCGGUGCCUUGAGGGGCUAGGCUGACUCACUCGCCCCUCUCCCACUCCCCUCCCAGAGGCUUCCCGUAAAGGUGGCUCCACCCACCCUCCUUUCAGUUUAUUCUUUUGUGGUCAGUCUUCGCUUCUAGCCAAGAGCCGCCCGCCCCCUUGUUUUCCGGGAGGUGCCGAGGGGUGAGCCAGCCGGCCGCCGAGAGAAGAGUCGGGUGGCUGGAGAGGGCACUACAUGGACUCGGGCCCACCACAGCGGCUGUGUGCUGGCACUGUCCAGCCCUGCCCUGGCCCUGCCAGCCUACCCCAGGAAGCGAGGAAAGGAGCUCCCUGGGGGGAGAGGAAGAAGGAGGAGGGAACAGGACACUCCCAAGGGAGCUCUGAGUGGAGGAGAUGACAAGCGCAGACCAGGGGCCGGGUAAGACGUGGGUGGCCCGCACGGGUCUUACACAUAAAAACAAGUUGAAGAUGACCGA